This is a messenger RNA of Aplysia californica (California sea hare), 1565 nucleotides long. RefSeq lists its product as uncharacterized. The transcript has 3 exons. Lineage: Eukaryota; Metazoa; Mollusca; Gastropoda; Aplysiida; Aplysiidae. Bases 482 to 1186 code for a protein of 234 amino acids. The record is from RefSeq and is a predicted model, not a curated record.
UAUAUAUGUAUCAUCUCUCUAUAUAUAUAUAGAUAGAUAGAUAGAUUAGCUUGCCUGUGGGAAGAGCACUAUCUGAAAACACGGUUGAGUGUUUUGAUUACAAUUUGUAACAUAUUAUUAUCAUAAAAUUGAUGCGGAAAAAGACUAUUAAAAUGAAUUAAUUAUUUUUUUUAAUUAAAAAGCGAUUCCGACCCGAGGUGUCUGGUAAGGGAGGUAACUCUAACAAUGAAUUUUUUCUAGAGAUUUUGGGCAGUCUUGGGCCUAUUUGUUUUUGUUUCUAAAGCUCAUUGAACUGCUGCUUCGCUGACAAUUUGACACCACAUAACUGCUGACCAACAUCAAAUGCUACAAGAAAGCUAUGAAAACAUCGAAAACUUUUCAUUUGACACCAUAUCCAACAUCAAACAAAAGAUGUUGAAAACCCUUGCAUGUAGUAAGGAUUAAAUAUAGAUAUAUUUAAUGAAGCUGACCAAGCUUAGUCAUGAGGAUGUUGGAGUUCCUGAGACGUUUUGCACCAAGGGUGCCUUGGAGCAUAGUCUUCAGUCUCUUCAUAGCCUUCAUCAUCAGCUUCUACAUGAUGUUCACGAUCAUGAAUGAUCGCUUUAUGCACCAUCAAAACUGGUAUGAUUUCCCAGCUCCCUGUUCACGCCCAAAAGAUAUGCUUGAUGCAAUGGCGAAGCUGGCAUUCACUGCCUCAGAUGUGCUGACACAGUUGAAUGUGUCGCAUGCCCUGUGCUAUGGAACACUGUGGGGUGCACUGAGGAAUGGAGAGAUCUUGCCCUGGGACAACAAUGUUGAUGUAUGUGUGAUGAGAGAACAGAUUCAGAGACCUGGAUGGCAUAACUUACAUAAAGCCUUCCAGUCUCGCAACUUGCCGAUUGUUUAUGACUAUCGUCAUGGAGAGUACUCAAUUGUGGAUGGCUCAGCCGAGGUGGUCAUCAACGUGUUCUACUCCACCGUGUGGGAAGAGGUGUUACAUGACGGUUGGGAGCACCGCUUCCUCUGGUUCUUUCAGGACCAGCCAGUUUCUUUCCCAAGGAGACUCCUAGCCCUUCCCUUGCCAAAGAUAAAGUUUCACGGCAAAGAUAUGCCCAUCCCCCAUGAUGAUCUAGAGAUGUUGAAAUAUCUGUACAGGGAUAAUUGGUGGCUAGUAAAAACACCUCCUGGUUGUCCGCCUAGUCAGUAGUUUUUGUGCUUUGGGAAUGGAUGAAGAUAAAAGGUGAAAAAAAUAGAGCAAGCAGAUGAGAACAGAAUUUUGUUCUGAAAAUUUUUUACCCAUUAUGUCAAAAUGAAGUAAUACGGUUCCGUACCGUAUACAGAAAUAGUGAUCCAUGCUAGAGGAGAGAUUGAAUGCUCCUCCUUUUAUCAUAUUUUUUAUUUGAGGCCUCAUCCAGAACAUCUACUUUUGAUGAGAUCAAACUAGAUGGAAAGUCAGAAAACAUGAAAUACUGCUCGAGAAAUGGAUGUCCAAAGUAAGCGCAGCUUUACUGAGGCCUGAAACAUAUUUCUGUAGAAUAAAACAUAUGAUUGAUUUUUUCUCUUGCUGGCAGCACAUCCAUUGCAUU